Molecule: messenger RNA, 1580 nt
Organism: Galdieria sulphuraria
Lineage: Eukaryota; Rhodophyta; Bangiophyceae; Galdieriales; Galdieriaceae
Product: DNA repair protein RadA/Sms
Exons: 3
Coding region: 30-1556 (508 amino acids)
Biological process (GO): recombinational repair
Cellular component (GO): cytosol
Molecular function (GO): damaged DNA binding; ATP binding; ATP-dependent DNA damage sensor activity
Source: RefSeq, a predicted model, not a curated record
AAUCUUUGUGGUAAUUGGAUGAGGUGGAUAUGUUUAUAUCGUUUGAUCCGUUUUCCUGUUUUCAAAAGAGACUCGUUGGGGUUUUGGGUCGCAAACAAAAGAGAUAUAUUGGUUUGAGAGAAUGGCAAUGUAAAGCUACUAACGAUUCCAAAUAUGCUUGUCGAAACUGUGAAUAUCAAACGUUAAAAUGGUUAGGCAGGUGUCCUCGAUGCCAAGAGUGGGAUAGCUUUGACUAUGUAUAUCAACCAUCUUCUUUGCAAAAGAAAUAUACGAGAGUUGAUAUUCCUAAAGGAUGGAGAAGAAGCGCCGAGUCUUCAAAGGAUACCGCAGAUUUAUUUUCUGUAGAUGGAGUUUCGCAAGUAUUGGAACAAGAUUCCAAAAGUUUGGAAGAAAGACUAGCAUUAACUAGUGAAGAACUCUCCAGAGUGUUUGGAGGUGGUAUAAUUGCAGGUUCAGUUGUUCUUAUAGGAGGUGAUCCUGGAGUUGGCAAAAGUACUUUGGCAGUUCAGAUUGCAGCUGAAAUAUUACAGCACUGCCAAUCCAAAGUAAUAUAUGUGAGUGGAGAAGAAAGUAUUCCUCAACUUGUUGGAAGAAUAAAAAGGCUGAAUAAAAUUCAAAGUGGUGAACUGAACGUUCUUUCGGAAUCAGAUGUAGAUAGAAUUGUCGACAUAGUCAAAGCGCAUUCUCCAGUGGCUCUCAUAAUAGAUUCUAUACAAACCUGUUCUACGGAGGAAAUAGCAUCAGGACCUGGAACAGUAUCUCAAAUUCGUGAAUGUGCUGCCAAGUUAACUCAACUAGCAAAAGAAAGCAAUAUUGCAACCUUUCUUAUAGGUCAUGUAACCAAAAGUGGUGAUAUUGCUGGUCCAAAAGUACUAGAACAUAUUGUAGAUACUGUAUUAUAUUUGGAAGGAGAACGAUAUUCUAGGCAUCGUAUUUUGAGAUGUGUGAAGAAUCGUUUUGGAAGCACUAGUGAAAUUGCAGUUCUUGAAAUGACCGAGUAUGGUUUAUCUCAAGUGCUGAAUCCUUCCCAAUUGUUCUUAAGUCAACAUCGCAAUGGAGUGAAUGAUUCAGCGGAUAUUGGAUUGGAAGGUUCUGCAGUUGUGGCUACUAUGGAAGGAACCAGAGCUAUAUUAGUAGAAGUUCAAGGGCUAGCAUUUCGUUCUGCUUUUUCACAGCCCAGAAGAACUGCAAAUGGGUUCGAUCUAAGUAGACUUUAUGUCCUACUUGCUGUACUCUCCAAACGAUUGAAUUAUCCUUUUCAAACACAUGAUGUUUAUUUGAACGUUGUAGGAGGUUUUCGCAUUCAAGAACCCUCUGCCGACCUUGCUGCUGCUUUAUGUCUUGUCUCCAGUCUUUGUGAAGUUCGUGUUCGAAAAGAUACUGUAUUCUUAGGUGAAGUGGGAUUAUGUGGAGAACUUCGUACUUGUUGGGACUUGGAAAGAAGAGUUUUCGAAGCAGAAAAAUUAGGUUUUCGUCGCUUUGUUUGCCCAUCUUUAGGUUCUCAAGUUAAAACAGGCUUUUCAGACAUUGAAGAUUAUGUUCAAAGCCACGUUUGAAGAGAAGUAUGGAACAGCUUCGUG